CGGCUUUGCAUAAGGCUCUUGGAUGAAGGGUGCAGUGUCGACGCUGAGCAUGGAGAGUGAGCCUGAUGGCUACACUACCCAAGCUGCGUGCUUCAUGCAUCGAUCGAAUAUUGCAACUGUUGCUGCAGCCAAGAUGAUCACGUGACCCAGUAGCCCAGGGCAAUGUGACCUAAAAGAAAAGCAACUGUGAGGAUUGCUCCAGCUCUGCUCUCCCAGUUAAAGGGACACAGCAGGCAUUGCUGCUUCCCUGCUUCCCACGCCAGCUGUCCAAAUGUCAUCAGGGCCCCACCUAUAGAAGCCACUAACCUGUGACAGGAUUCUGUCACUCUCCAGCAAAGGCACAUCUGCUUUGACUUUAAUUGUGGGCAAGUUUCUUGCUGCUAGAAUGAUUCAACCACUUGGAAAAAAACAAACAAUAGAAGAGAAGGACUUUAAAAAUUAGCUUUGCCAGCCUAGCAGGCUGAGGGCUGGCAGUGGAAGGAGUUGUCUUUCAGAAGCUACCUCAGGUCAUAGGGGACUGAACAUCCCUGACUCACUUUGAACAAAUUCAUAGCUGUGCAAGAACCUCACUUUCACUGAAAGUUGCUUCAUCGCUAAAUGGAUAAAUAGAUUAAAUUCCACAUAAAGUCAAAGGAGGAUUCCCAUAUUAGGUAUGAUGUUGACUGAAAACCUGUAACUAACUACACUACACAUAUCUUUGGAAUACUAUAGUGCACCGUACCUUUGGAUUGAUAAACCCAUCAUAUCAUUGUUGGUUUAAAGAAUCACAUACCCUGGCUUGAAUGGUUCUCUGUGUACUGCUCUGAGUUCUGCUGCUGGGUGCUGUGAAGGGACCUCAGGGAAGCUCUGAAAUCAAGACAUGAAUGCAGUGACUUUUGAUGAUGUGCAUGUGAACUUCACUGAGGAAGAGUGGAAUUUGCUGGACCCUUCCCAGAAGAAUCUCUACAAAACUGUGAUGUUGGAAACCUACCUGAACCUCAAACCUAUAGGCUAUAAUUUGGAAGACCAUCAUCUUGAAGAACAUUGUCAAAGUAGUAGAAGACAUGGAAGGCAUAUAAGAAGUCAUAGAGGAGAGAAAUCCUAUGAGUGUAAUCAAUGUGGUAAAGCCUUUACAAGCCCCAGUCAUCUCCAAAGACAUAAAACAACACAUACUGGAGAGAAACCUUAUGAAUGUAAUCAAUGUGGUAAAGCCUUUGCACAGUGCAGUACUUUCCAAUGUCACAAAAAAGCACAUAGUAGAGAGAAGCUUUAUUAAUGUAAUCAAUGUGGUAAAACCAUUGCAACACCUAGUCAUCUCCAAAACCAUAAAAGAACACAUACCAAAACCUUAUUAGUGUAAUCAAUGUGGUAAAGUAUAUUUACAAGGGAGAAGUCUCCAAAUUCUCUGUGCUGGAGAGAAACCUAAUUAAUAUAAUCAUGAAUUAAGUGGGAGUUAGGGGGAUAUCAUAGUAUGAAUAUGAUAGACAUGGGUACUUGGGAUUAUUUCAAAUCUGUAGAUGGUUCUUUUGAUGCUUUGGCAAAGAAGGUUGCUGCCAUUUACCCUUGUCUGAAGAGUUUCUUGAGGCUAAGGUAAAGAGGUUUACAUUAAUUGCAUUGACAAAGUAAGUCACAAAAAUCAUGGCAUAGAAUUUGGCCUGACAGUUUUUAACAAGCAUAGAAACUAACAACAGAAAAAUACAAAAUGUAAGGAUCAAAAUGCAAGGCAUCAUCAGGAAGUUGAAUGAAGUUAAAUCCUGUGAUCAAGGAUAUUCAAUGGUAUUAAAGGAAUGCUUACAUUAGGACAAGAUUCCAUCCAGCUAAACAUAUGGAUUUGCAGUUGUAUGAAUGUGAACUGUAUCAUGUUAGUAGUUAUUAUUACCUGGUUAUUGUUUUCAUGUGGAGAUACAAAGAUAUAAGUAUGUGUCAAACUUAGAAGGGAUGGAUAUUGCUUGCUAUUCUGGGAUUUCAAUUUAAAAUCUAAAAUUAAAAGCUUAUAUCCAGACAUGGUAUUAAAUUAUUUUUAUCCCAAUGUUCAGGAGACAGAGCCCUGAAGAUCCCUGAGUUCAAGGUUAAUCUACUAAGCAAGUUUCAGGACCACCAAGCUUAGGCAGUGAAGUUUUCAAAAAAUAGAAAGUGGGUGAUAAUGUAAUGGAAGGGGCCAUGUUUCAGAUACAUCAAGCGACAGAACUCAGCAGCUUUGUCUAUGUGGCUCUGGAUUUAGAGGCAAGAAUAGAAGGAACUACUGAGACGAUUAAUGCUGGAUAGCUGCAGUUCAAGAAUUAGAGGUGAUGGAGAAGAAAUCAGCAUCACUGAGGUAAAAUAUUCUGGGUAGCAUUUUCUGAGUGACAAAGCAGGUGUGUUCCAGAGAUAGCCAAGGUUAAACCUAGUGUUGCAGUUGGACUUGGUCAUGUGUAAGAAUCACCCAGGUGGUACUGGUUUUGAAUGCAUGAAGUUGUCAUGCAGAGCAGCUGAGGCUUGGCACCACUGGGCGAUCAUAACAGAGGCUCUCUCUCUAGCCUAGUUGCAGCAUAGGAACCCAGAACCCUGAAGAUGCAAGUACCAUGGGGUGAGCAGCAAGAACAGCAGGGGCAGGAGAGUGGAGCCAAACAGAGCUUAGAGUGAUACAGAGGGCAAAGCUGGAAAAGUGACCCAGUCUCUGUGGAGGAGCAGAGAAAAUAAUGUGUGGGUCCCGGAGAUUGAAUCAAGAAGCUGUAAUAUUGACAUUACCUUGGAGACACCUAGAUUUUGAGAUGUUAGAACUGUGGGAUACCUGCUCAGGAAAACUGCUUUAAGGGAAUAAAACCAGUCAAAAAGAAAGAAUUGUGCUUCAGUGAACAAUGCAGAAAGGAGUUAUAGGUCAGAAGAAUGCUUUGACAUCAGACCUGGACAUGCAGAGUUUGAAGAUUGCUCAGCUGGCUUUUGGUCUUCUUUAGGUACAGGAUUUCCUCACAAGGACCUUUAGGAAUGGUGAAGUGUAUCCUGUUUAUAUGAAAACAUUAUGUGCUUUUUGUUUUUGAAAAUAUAUGUGAAUAUAUGUGAUUACUAUUACAUGAUAAGAUUAAUCUCAAAAGAGUCUUUGAACUUUGGACUCUUAACAUUUUUGAGACUGCUUUAUUUUGGGGACUUUUGAAGUUGGACCUCAUGUAUUCUGCAUCAUGCUUUGGUUACAUGUGGUCUCUAUACACUCACAUGUUUGAACAAUCAUAUGUAAGCCAGGCAAUGGAAAAUGAUAGAAUAAAUAUGCUUGGCUAAGGGAGUGGCACCCAACAGGGUGUGACCAUGUUGGAGAAAGUGCAUCACUUUGGCUGUGGGCUUUGAAGUUCUACAUAGUGCUGAAUAGACCCUCCUAUUAGGUUGCUGGAAGACAGAAUCAUCCUGGGUGCCUUUGAAUCUGCUUUUUCUCCAGCAUCAUAUCUGCCUUCGUGCCUGCCAUGUUUCCUGCUUUCAUGAAAAUGGACUAAACCUCUGAAACUCUAAGCCAGCCCCAAUUAAGUGGUUGCUUUUGUAGGAGUUGCCUUACUUACAUUAUUUUUGUUUGUAUUUUUUAGUUAGUCAUGUAUCUAACAACUUUUCUGAAAGCGUUUAUCAGCUCAGGAAUUGCCUUUGCAAAAUUUUGGUUCACUUAUGUAUAGGGCCAUGUCAUCUUCAAAUAAAUGUAAUUUCACUUACUCCUUUCUAAUUCAUAUUACUUUCAUCCCCUUCAGUUAUGUUGCUCUAGUUAAACUUUUAGAUAGUACUUUGAAUAUAUAGAUAAUGAACCAAUUUGCCUUGUUUGUGAAUUAGAGGAAUUGAUUGGACUAUCUCUCCAUUUAAUUUAAUGCUGGCUGUAGGCUUGUUGUAAUGUGAUGUUAGUAUGUUUAGGUAUAGCCCUUGUGUUCUUAUUUACUCCUAGAAUUUUU
Molecule: messenger RNA, 3878 nt
Organism: Apodemus sylvaticus (European woodmouse)
Lineage: Eukaryota; Metazoa; Chordata; Mammalia; Rodentia; Muridae
Product: zinc finger protein 431-like
Exons: 2
Coding region: 860-1255 (131 amino acids)
Biological process (GO): regulation of DNA-templated transcription
Source: RefSeq, a predicted model, not a curated record